UCUAGCACGUUGACUCAAGUCGUGUGAACACACUGAGUUGGAAGCGCGAAUGGGAACGAACGAAAAUAUGGCUCAUUUUCGUGUGAAAAGGGUGCCAGCUCAUAUGAUUAGGCAUCUCCCAGGAAAACCAUCAGGUAUCAAAAUUGUUAUGACUGAUGGUGUCCAGCUGUGUUGGGACUCUCCAAAGAAAGAAAAAGUUAGAGAAUACUCCGUGUUCAUGGCAGUACGCGGUCCCAGUUCACAAGUGUCGGGGGAAGAUAAAAGUAACAUAUAUGAAUGCGAUCAACUCCAGUACUUCCGUAUAUACAAAGGCGCAGGAAAUAAAUGUGCAAUAACAAAAGAGCACAUUAGUAGUGCCUACCUGCACAAAACAGAUAAUUAUGGAUUUAUCUUUAGAAUAGCUGCAAAGAAUGAGAGAGGCUAUGGUCCUGCCAUACCAGUGAAAUGGGUUGUAGGCCCAAAAAGUAGAUGUAAAUCAUCCAGAAACAAGAUUAACACCAGAAUCCAUGCCAAGUGGAGGAGCUAAACUAAGUCAUUGCAUGAUCAUGCAAAAUAGAAUCUACUGCAAUUUUGGUGUGCUUAAACAUGUCUGUCUUAUGGAAUGUCACAUUUUGGAACAAACAACUGAAUUUUGGCUGACCUGCACAAAAUCAGUAGUUUAUUGAAGCUCAACCCAUAGAGAAUUCUGCAAACCAGUAGUAAACUUUAAGAAGUUUACCAAAAGUUAGAGAAGUGAUUAAAGGCAGUAUCAUAUUUAGGCCUUUACAAGAACUGUAAAAAAUCAUCCAAGAAGAACUUUACAGUGAAUUUUAUUUUCCCUCAGCACUGGUUCUUAAUACUCUCUCUGUAAGUAAAGUAUUUGUCCAAUUUUUGAACUGCCUUUGUUUUAAGAGCAACAAAUAAAAUUUCAAAAAAAUAGUGAUGUGUGCCCCAA
Molecule: messenger RNA, 934 nt
Organism: Schistocerca gregaria
Lineage: Eukaryota; Metazoa; Arthropoda; Insecta; Orthoptera; Acrididae
Product: host cell factor homolog hcf-1-like
Exons: 4
Coding region: 50-526 (158 amino acids)
Biological process (GO): regulation of DNA-templated transcription; chromatin remodeling
Cellular component (GO): histone methyltransferase complex
Molecular function (GO): transcription coactivator activity
Source: RefSeq, a predicted model, not a curated record